AUGUCGCUUCCAGACUCGGAGAAAGCAUCAUCGGGCUUCACCGCCGUCAACGGAGAUGCACAUGCUAUUUCAUCUUUUCGACCAGCUGAGGCCACGAAACCAUGGCGGGCGCUCUCUGGCAAAAGCUCACCUGGCGAAAACAUUACAGUUUCUACUUCGCUACCUUCUCAUGGGUGGCGGCCCGACAUUCGGGAAGUGACUGCUAACCGUGAGGAUUCGAACCCUUCUGUCGAUCCAGCAAGUAAACGGAAGAGGCCUGAGAACGAGGACGAUGCUCAAUCAAACAAUGUCGACGCUGACGGUCGAGAAUCUCCCAAACGACGGCUGCUCUCAAACGUGUUGGACUCCGCAGUUGAUUUGACUUCUCCCGAUGUAGAGAUCGAUCGCAUUCGACCUGGACUGGGUCAAACAAGCCGGGCAUCCUCGCCCGUGCCAAACCUCAACCGAGCGCCUCCGCCAGAAGUGUCAUCCAGUGCAGAGGCCAGAUUGAUGGAGUCUGCAAGGCAGUUCCAACAAGCACAACGUGCUGAGACCGCUGAAAAAGCGUCUCCAGCACGAGACAACUACGAGAUGUAUGACCAGUCUCCGCCAGAUGAUACUACGAUGAACGAUGGUACCGAUCCAAAGAAGCGCAAGAGGCUCUUCACCAAUCGAACAAAAUCAGGCUGCCACACCUGUCGGUCUCGCAAGAAGAAGUGUGACGAGAAGAAACCAAUCUGUGGGAACUGUGAACGCGGGAGAUUUGAUUGCGGUGGUUAUGGAACCAAACCUCCGAAGGACUACAAACCAACGACACAGAGCCGCACUGUGAUGCCGCAACCGAAACCACCGCUCCAGCCGUCAGCCGGAUCUUACACGGAUUCAGCAUAUGUGGGACCUCCAAGCUACUGGCCGCAAGGGGAACCUCCGAAGAGCCAUCCACAGCAUCAUUCGCAAUCGGAGAUUGGGCGCAGCUAUUCGCACUGGGGUAGGCUACCAGACCAAGCUAGUGAAGCAAAGCCUCCAAGUAGCAGAGACUCGUGGCCUCAUCCAGGUUGGCAUACCGAUCAUCCACCCCCUCCGCUACCGCCGCCGGGCUCCUACUAUCCUGAACGCACCCCUACGUCGGAAUACCCGAUACUACCGCCUCCCAACCACAUAGCAUCAACGACUCCACAACCGCACAUGCCCUUGCCGCCGCUCCAACACUCACAGCCACCUCCACUCGCGGAGCCAUGGGCACACCAGCAGCACGGGUACGCAUCACACAGAUACCCACCACCGCCGCCAUCCCACGUCAGCUCGAACAACACCCACCCCAGCUCCAGCUCCCACGGCUCUGGCAGGGGUCGUCACCACCUCUCCGAAAAGGACAAAAUGCUCCGCGGCAUGCCGUACCUACAGUACUUUGACCAGCAACUCAUCCGCGAACGCGAGCGGUGCGCGCAAGCGUGUUUGCGGUAUAACAAGGCCGCGAAACCGGACGGUGGAAUCUCAGCUAGCCAGCGCGCAGUCUUCUUCUCUCAAAUCUUGGAUCCGCGCGAGUCAAAGGACUUUGUCGGGCCGGCCGGUGAUAUCGGCAGUGGGACGAUUGUGGAGAGCCCGUUCAAGUGUGAUUAUGGCUAUCAUAUCCACCUCGGCAAUGACACGAUCAUUUCUAUGGAAUGCUAUCUGCAGGAUGGUGGCGGGGUUUUCAUCGGAAAUAGAGUCGUUAUCGGCGCACGGGUGCAGCUGUUGACCUCGACUACGAGUGUGGAUGCGAGAGUGCGGGCGGGUGGUGAUGGGCCGGGCACGAGGGUGACGGUGAAGUCGGGGUCGAUCUGGGUUGGCGACGAUACUUUCAUCGGUGCGGGCGCUAUCGUGCUGCCGUAUGUAAGGAUAGGGAAUGGAGCGGUCGUCGGGGCCGGGUCUGUGGUUACGAGGGACGUACCCGACAAUACCGUCGUAGCCGGCAACCCAGCGAAGCAUAUCCGUACUAUCGACGCAAACGCGGAUCAUCACCAUAGCCGCGAGUUGGAUGCGCAAGAAGAAAAGGCUAGGAGGAUUAUGGAGGACUAUGUGGAUUGUGGGUUUCAGCCGAGGACUCCAAGGAUGAUCUAG
This is a messenger RNA of Saxophila tyrrhenica, 2079 nucleotides long. RefSeq lists its product as uncharacterized. The record is from RefSeq and is a predicted model, not a curated record. The coding region runs from base 1 to 2079 and encodes 692 amino acids. The transcript has 3 exons. Gene Ontology annotation, biological process: regulation of DNA-templated transcription. Gene Ontology annotation, molecular function: zinc ion binding; acetyltransferase activity; DNA-binding transcription factor activity, RNA polymerase II-specific. NCBI's taxonomy places the organism in Eukaryota, Fungi, Ascomycota, Dothideomycetes, Mycosphaerellales, Extremaceae.